AAUGCUGCUGCAUAUCUGGCCAUCGUGUCACUUCUGCAUAAUGCAGACUGCACACCACUACUCAAUUUUUAAACACUAACAAGCAAAAAGAUGGAAAAUGGCUCAAAGCAAUGGCGUUUCCAGGGUAGCAAAGAGCUGAACCCGGCAUCAGCAAUCAGUCUGCGAGGUGUUCUUGACCUGGUAAUUGGAAAUCUCAGAACAGAUGAUCCGAGACCCAUCGUUCCCCUUGGCAAUGGCGAUCCCUCACAAUUUCCAUGCUUUAGGACUUCUACAAUAGCGGAAGAUGCCAUAGUUGAUGCCCUCCAUUCAGCCAAGCAUAAUGGUUAUGCACCUCCUCUUGGAGUUCCAUCUGCCAGAAGGGCUAUUGCAGAUUAUCUCAAUCUUGACCUUCCAUACAAGUUAUCUGCGGAUGAUAUUUAUCUUACAAGUGGAUGUAUACAAGCAAUUGAAGUUGCAUUAGCAGCCAUUGCCCGCCCUGGUACCAACAUUUUACUCCCAAGACCAGGCUUCACAUUCUAUGAAUCUCGUGCUGCACAUAACCAUCUUCAAGUCCGUCAUUUUAAUCUUCUUCCUGAUAAGGGUUGGGAGGUUGACCUUGACGCCGUUGAAGCUCUUGCGGGUGAGAAGACUGUUGCCAUGGUUAUUAUAAACCCUGGCAAUCCUUGUGGAACUGUCUACAGCUACGAACAUUUGAAAAGGGUUGCAGAGACAGCAAGAAAGCUUGGAAUUCUGGUAAUUGCUGAUGAAGUUUAUGGUCAUCUUACAUUUGGGAGCACUCCCUUUGUUCCAAUGGCAGUGUUUGGAUCAAUUGUGCCAGUCCUCACUCUUGGGUCUAUAUCAAAGAGAUGGAUCGUUCCUGGUUGGCGACUUGGUUGGCUUGUGACUAGUGAUCCUAAUGGCAUCCUUCGAAAGUCAGGGAUUGUGGACUCAAUUACAGGCUAUCUCAAUAUCACUGCUAAUCCUGCAACCUUCAUUCAGGGAGCAGUUCCCCACAUCUUGGAGAAUACAAAGGAUGAUUUCUUUUCGAAAAUCAUUGUUACUCUAAGAGAGGCUGCAGAGAUAUGCUAUAAUGGAAUUAAGGAGGUACCUUGCCUAAGUUGUGCAAAGAAACCAGAAGGGUCCAUGUUUGUAAUGGUGAAGCUGAACAUUUCCCUGUUGGAAGACAUUAACGAUGACAUGGAUUUCUACAAAAAGCUAGCUAAAGAGGAGUCAGUCAUUAUUGUCCCAGUUGGGUUAACAUUCUGGGCAUCGAACGGCAAGAGGGCCCUGAUUUUUUUCAACGAUUGGAGAUACCGAUAGAGUUGAUGGACAACCAACAGAUUGAUGCAUACAUCAGUGUGUUGCGUAAGCGGGCGCGCGAGCACCAUCCACAACACUACAAGCAGAGAAAUAUGCAUCGUUGACACCAC
Molecule: messenger RNA, 1409 nt
Organism: Theobroma cacao (cacao)
Lineage: Eukaryota; Viridiplantae; Streptophyta; Magnoliopsida; Malvales; Malvaceae
Source: RefSeq, a predicted model, not a curated record